Molecule: messenger RNA, 3216 nt
Organism: Theobroma cacao (cacao)
Lineage: Eukaryota; Viridiplantae; Streptophyta; Magnoliopsida; Malvales; Malvaceae
Product: ABC transporter A family member 2-like
Biological process (GO): transmembrane transport; lipid transport
Cellular component (GO): intracellular membrane-bounded organelle; membrane
Molecular function (GO): lipid carrier activity; ATP hydrolysis activity; ATP binding
Source: RefSeq, a predicted model, not a curated record
CAUAAAAAUCAAAUCAAAAACCAAAAAAUAUUAAAAUUAAAUUUGUUUUCAGAGGAAAAAGGCCAUGAAUUUGCAGAGAGGAUUUGCUCUGCUUUACCAGCAAUUCAAAGCUUUGUUAAAGAAGAAUCUGUUACUCUCAUGGAGGAACAAGAGAGCGACGUUUCUCCAGCUCUUCUCUUCGCUCUUCUUCAUUUUCCUCAUCUUCUGUAUCCAGAAAUCCACCGAUGCUCGAAACUCCAACUCCACGGCGUACGAGGUGCUUCGAGACCCCAAGCCCUUGGUGGCUCCGGCGAUCCCUCCCUGCGAGGACAAGUUCUUUGUCAAGCUACCUUGCUUCGACUUUGUCUGGAGCGGGAAUGAGAGCCAGACUUUUGACAGGAUUGUUAGAGCCAUUAGAGAGAAUAACCCCGGCAGACCCAUUCCCGAAAGUAAGGUUAAAUGGUUUAGGACAAGGGGUGAAGUUGAUGAUUGGCUUUUCAAUAAUCGAAUGCAUGUCCCUGGAGCUUUGCAUUUUACACAAGUCAAUGCAAGUGUUAUAAGCUAUGGCUUACAGACUAAUUCUACUCCACUUGCAAAACGUGGGCAAUUUGAAGAUCCCACACUAAAAUUUCAAGUUCCACUUCAGGUUGCUGCAGAGCGUGAAAUCGCGAGGUCAUUAAUUGGAGAUCCAAACUUUAGGUGGAUUGUUGAACUCAAGGAAUUUCCCCACCCAGCAAUGGAAACACUUGCUGCUUUGGCUCUUGUUGGACCAACUUUUUUCCUUGCGAUUGCAAUGUUUAGUUUCGUUUUUCAGAUUGGUUCUUUGGUCUCAGAGAAAGAGCUCAAGCUUCGACAGGCUAUGACUAUGAUGUGUCUUCUUGAUUCUGCCUAUUGGUUAUCAUGGCUCACAUGGGAGGGAAUCAUGACCCUUCUUUCAUCACUCUUCAUAAUUCUCUUCGGAAUGAUAUUUCAGUUUGAUUUUUUCUUGAACAACAAUUUUGCCGUUAUCUUCCUUGUUUUCUUCCUUUUCCAACUCAACAUGGUUGGUUUUGCGUUCUUGCUGUCACCCUUCAUUAGCAAGUCAUCUUCCGCCACGACAAUCGGUUUCUCCAUUUUUAUUGUUGGCUUUUUUACUCAGAUUAUUACUUCAAAUGGAUUCCCAUACGAUAAAAGCUUCAGUCAAGGUCUUCAAAAUGUCUGGUCGUUGUUCCCGCCUAAUCUUCUUGCUCAAGCUCUAAAGCUUCUAUCUGAUGCUACUUCCACUCCUGAAGACAUUGGAGUUAGCUGGAGUAGACGAACAAAAUGUGCACCAAAUGAUGAGCAGUGUGUGAUAACAAUUAAUGACAUCUACAUAUGGUUGGUGGCUACAUUUUUAGUGUGGGUUGUUUUGGCUAUCUACUUUGAUAAUAUAAUUCCAAACGCAUCUGGUGUGAGAAAAUCAAUAUUUUACUUUUUGAGGCCUGGAUAUUGGACAGGGAAAGGUGGAAAGGAAAGAGAGGGUGGCAUUUGUAGUUGUAUAGGUUCAGCUCCACCAGUGGAGCAUAUUACUCCUGAUGAUGAAGAUGUCCUUGAAGAGGAAAACCUUGUUAAAACACAAACAGGGGAAGGUGCAGUUGAUCUAAAUGUUGCAGUGCAGAUACGCGGUCUUGCAAAGACAUAUCCUGGAUCUAGGAAGAUCGGUUGGUGCUGUAAAUGCAAGAAGACUUCACCAUACCAUGCUGUUAAGGGCUUAUGGGUGAACUUUGCAAAGAAUCAGUUAUUUUGUCUUCUUGGACCCAAUGGUGCUGGAAAAACCACAGCAAUCAAUUGUUUGACCGGCAUAACACCAGUGACUAGCGGAGAUGCUCUGAUCUAUGGUUAUUCCAUUCGAAGCUCUGUUGGCAUGUCAAAUAUUCGGCGAAUCAUUGGAGUUUGUCCUCAGUUUGAUAUCCUUUGGAAUGCUCUGUCUGGUAAAGAGCACCUCGAGCUGUUUGCUAGUAUCAGAGGCCUACCUCCAGCUACAAUCAAGUCGGUAGUUCAGAAAUCAUUGGCUGAAGUCAGACUCACAGAGGCCGCCAAAGUGAGAGCUGGGAGUUACAGUGGAGGAAUGAGGAGGCGUCUCAGUGUUGCAGCAGCCCUUCUAGGGGAUCCUAAGUUAGUCAUUCUGGAUGAACCAACUACUGGUAUGGAUCCAAUAACAAGAAGGCACGUAUGGGACAUAAUAGAGAGUGCAAAGAAAGGUCGUGCCAUUAUCUUGACAACACACUCUAUGGAAGAAGCCGAUGUAUUAAGUGACCGCAUAGGAAUCAUGGCAAAGGGUAGGCUCCGCUGCAUUGGAACCUCAAUCAGGUUGAAGUCACGAUUUGGUACUGGUUUCAUUGCUAAUGUUAGCUUCACUGGAAGCAACAAUGGACUUAGCCCUCCCAAUGGAGAUGCAGUUGCCCCAACUUACCACCAGGAAUCUGUGAAGCAGUUCUUUAAAGAUCAUCUGGAUGUGGUGCCAAAAGAGGAGAACAGAGCUUUUCUAACUUUCGUCAUUCCCCAUGACAGAGAAAAACUCCUGACAAAAUUUUUCAUGGAGCUGCAAGAGAGAGAACAAGAAUUUGGUAUAGCAGAUAUACAACUUGGACUUACAACCCUUGAAGAAGUUUUCUUGAAUAUCGCAAGGCAGGCAGAGUUAGAAAGUGCCGCAGCUGAGGGACGACUAGUCACUUUGACGAUAACAUCUGGAGCAUCAGUUCAGAUACCAGUAGGUGCAAGGUUUGUGGGGAUCCCAGGAACAGAAUCUGCUGAAAAUCCUAGAGGUAUCAUGGUUGAAGUGUACUGGGAGCAAGAUGAUUCUGGGGCACUCUGCAUUUCAGGGCACUCUGCUGAAAUUCCGCUACCUCCUAAUUCUCAACCAUUAGCUUCUCUAGCAGCUACUAAUAGAAACUCCUUAGGCCGUAGAGGACCUAUUCAUGGAAUUGUGAUCAGCCCUGAUGAAACUUUUACGCCUAGUUCUUAGUUGUACAUCAUAAGUACCAUUAUCUUUAUGAUCCUUGUACAUGUUUGCUUAAAACCACCUACAGUUUUCUGUCAAGUUUUGAGUUUUAGUUCAUUUUAUAAUUCUAUUUCUGUGUUCAGUCGUAAUAUUUUCUCCAUAGUUGAGGCCCCUUUCUUUGAUAGUCUCUGUCCUUUGCCAUCAAAUUCUUAUGGAGGCUUGUGACUUCCUUCAACCCAUAAUGUUUUCCUAAUGCAUUGUUGCAACGUUCUCCUUCA